AUGGUGUGGGCACUCGAGGAGAUUACCCCCAGAGGCUCCAGUGAGGAGCCGAGGUACUCCGCGACGGGGGAGCCAGUGAGGAAGAAGCGGAAGAGCCAAUGUCGAGAGAAAAGAGACCCGGGGACGGAGGAAUGGGGCUGGGAAGAAACCACCACGGGGGGAAAGGGCCCCAACACAAGGGCCCUGAGCUGCGGCGCCCGGCGGCAGAGCGCGCCCCCUGCCGUCCCCGCCUCGCCGCCCGAGGGGGCCCCCGAGGUCCAGUCGGGCGGCGGGGGCGCCCCCGGGGGCAGCGGCGGGGGCAGCGGCGGGGGCCCGGGCACUGCCUUCUCCAUCGACUCCCUGAUCGGGCCGCCGCCGCCUCGCUCCGGCCACUUGCUCUACACCGGCUAUCCCAUGUUCAUGCCGUACCGGCCGCUAGUGCUGCCGCAGGCGCUGGCCCCUGCCCCGCUGCCAGCCGGCCUCCCGCCCCUCGCCCCGCUAGCCUCCUUUGCCGGCCGCCUUACCAACACGUUCUGCGCGGGACUGGGCCAGGCCGUGCCCUCGAUGGUGGCGCUCACCACCGCUCUGCCCAGCUUCGCGGAGCCGCCCGACGCCUUCUAUGGGCCCCAGGAGCUCGCUGCCGCCGCCGCCGCCGCCGCCACUGCCGCCCGAAACAACCCCGAGCCGGGUGGCCGACGCCCGGAGGGCGGGCUGGAAGCCGAGGAGCUGAUGCCCGCCCGGGACAAAGUGGCGGAGCCCCCGCCGCCCCCGCCUCCGCACUUCUCAGAGACUUUCCCAAGUCUGCCGGCAGAGGGGAAGGUGUACAGCUCAGAUGAGGAGAAGCUGGAGGCAGCGGCAGGAGACGCAGCAGGCAGCGAACAGGAGGAAGAGGGCUCGGGCGGUGACAGCGAGGACGACGGUUUCCUGGACGGCUCGGUGGGGGGCCCCGGGGCUCUCCUGGGGCCUAAACCCAAGCUAAAGGGGAGCCUGGGGACAGGAGCUGAGGAGGGGGCCCCGGGGGCCGCUGGAGUCGCGGCUCCUGGAGGCAAAAGCCGAAGGCGCCGCACGGCAUUUACCAGCGAGCAGCUUUUGGAAUUGGAGAAGGAGUUUCAUUGCAAGAAGUACCUGAGCUUGACAGAGCGCUCCCAGAUCGCCCACGCCCUCAAGCUCAGCGAGGUGCAGGUCAAGAUCUGGUUUCAGAACCGGCGGGCCAAGUGGAAGCGCAUCAAAGCCGGCAACGUGAGCAGCCGUUCCGGGGAGCCCGUGAGAAACCCCAAGAUUGUCGUGCCCAUCCCUGUGCACGUCAACAGGUUCGCCGUCCGGAGCCAGCACCAACAGAUGGAGCAGGGGGCCCGGCCCUGAAGGCGCUGCCGGGGCCUUGGACGGCGGUGGACCCGUCCCUGUGCGGGCUCGGACACCGGGGUGGGGUUCCGAGGACCAGCGGGGCCGCCGCGCCGCUCCUGCCCCGGGAGAGGACUCCGUGGGCAGCUCACUCAGUGCUGGCUGGGUACUCGCGCCUGGCAACCUGAGACGUGGGCACUCGGGCCCCAGCCCGCUGCAGAGAUCCUCAGACUGGGGGCUUCCGGGUGAA
This is a messenger RNA of Suricata suricatta (meerkat), 1570 nucleotides long. RefSeq names its product gastrulation brain homeobox 1 (gene GBX1). The record is from RefSeq and is a predicted model, not a curated record. The transcript is spliced from 3 exons. Gene Ontology annotation, biological process: regulation of nervous system development; regulation of transcription by RNA polymerase II. Gene Ontology annotation, cellular component: nucleus. NCBI's taxonomy places the organism in Eukaryota, Metazoa, Chordata, Mammalia, Carnivora, Herpestidae. The coding region runs from base 1 to 1341 and encodes 446 amino acids. Gene Ontology annotation, molecular function: DNA-binding transcription factor activity, RNA polymerase II-specific; RNA polymerase II transcription regulatory region sequence-specific DNA binding.